Molecule: messenger RNA, 852 nt
Organism: Oryza brachyantha (malo sina)
Lineage: Eukaryota; Viridiplantae; Streptophyta; Magnoliopsida; Poales; Poaceae
Exons: 2
Coding region: 26-733 (235 amino acids)
Biological process (GO): root development; shoot system development
Source: RefSeq, a predicted model, not a curated record
AUAGAGACAGAGUUUAGCAACAGACAUGGCUUUCCACCAAAGAUCUAUUAGCUUGCCUUCUAGGCCUCUCUCACACAUUGAAGAGGAGCUGCACAGCAUAGAGGCAUGCAUCUCUUCACCAUCCCUGACCAUCCAGACGAUCUCAGAUGGUUUGAGGAGGCUUGGAGACAUCUACAGCUCAAUUGAGGAGAUAAUAGUGUGCCUGCCUAGCAACCAAGCUUGCACAUCUCAGCAGAGGAAGUUGUUGGAUGGAGAGAUGGAAUGUUGCCUUGAGCUACUGGAUCUCUGCAACGCUAUGAGCGAGUUUUUCACUGAGCUGAAGGCCAUCGUUCAAGAUCUGCAAGUGUCUCUCAGAAAAAGAGAUGAUGCAGUUGUUCAAGCCAAGAUCCAAUUAUACAUCCGCUUGGUGAAGAAGGCGAAGAAGUAUUCCAAGAAGACCGUGAAGAAGGUUGUCUCCAACAAGGACUCCAACAUGGUCAAGCUGUUGAGUGAGGCUAGAGAGAUUGCUAACUCUCUAGUCGAGUCAACAAUGCACCUCUUGUCGAAGCAAAUCGAGAUGCCAAAAUUGACUCUCAUCUCCAAGGCGUUCCAGAAGAAAAACCCGGUGAUUUGCAAUGAGGAGCAGCUGCAGGCGUUAGAGUGCUGCAUUGGAGAUCUUGAGGCUGGAGCUGGAUUUCUGUUCAGGAGAUUGGUCCAGAUCAGGGUUACUCUCCUGAACAUUCUCUGCUCAUAGAUACUCCUCAAGAUCUAUCACUCUCAAGACCCUGUGAUUGGCAGCCGGUUUUUAAAGGAUUUGCUGAUCCUUACCUUGUAUAUGUUAUAGAUAUACAGUGUACAGAAAAAAGUUAUACA